Leptopilina heterotoma is the source of this 2898-nucleotide messenger RNA. RefSeq names its product cytochrome P450 4c3-like. Gene Ontology annotation, molecular function: iron ion binding; heme binding; oxidoreductase activity, acting on paired donors, with incorporation or reduction of molecular oxygen. The record is from RefSeq and is a predicted model, not a curated record. The transcript has 8 exons. The coding region runs from base 274 to 1788 and encodes 504 amino acids. Lineage: Eukaryota; Metazoa; Arthropoda; Insecta; Hymenoptera; Figitidae.
CACCGUUCUUCUCAGAUUCACGAUAUACAACUCUACCGUCUUCUCAUCGCGACUCAAAAAAUUAAAUAAUUAUCAUCUCCUUUCCAUCCGCAAUAUUUUCGAAAAAAAAAAAAAAUUCCAAACAAAAAAAACGAUGGUUUCGUGAAUUAUUAAGUGUUUUUUUACCCUUUGAAAAAAUUUUCUUUUUUCCCCAUUUUUGUGAUCGGAUAAAAUAGACGAAUUUUUACGGGAAAAAAAGAACUUUUUGGUUUUUGUUUUUUUUCAAGUGAAAAAAUGGCGGCAAUUUUGGAAACAAGUUUUAUAAUAAAUUCUUGGACUACUGUUCUUCUUUCGCUUUGUCUUUCAUCAAUUUUCUUGAUGCUUUUGGCGAAAAGAGCGCAUUUUUUGUAUACAUUGAGAAAAGUGCCUUCACCGUUUGCUGUGCCAAUUAUUGGAAACGCGCAUCAACUUAAUUGUGAUUUGGAAGAAUUUUUCAAAAAAUUGAUAAAAUGGAGCAAAGAAUUUGGAGACAUUUUUAUAACUUGGGUUGGCAUGAGGCCAUUUUUGUGGAUUUAUCGAGUGGAACAAGUUCAACCAUUGCUGAGCAGUAACAUUCACAUAGACAAAAGUCUAGAAUACGAAUUCCUAAGGCCCUGGAUUGGUACAGGACUAAUAACAAGUAACGGUUUAAAAUGGCACUCUAGAAGAAAACUACUGUCGCCAACAUUUCACUGUGAACUUUUGAGAGAUUAUCUCAAAAUAACAAUGAAGGAAGUUAAUAUUCUGAUAGGUUGUUUGCAACAGGAAAUUGGAAAAAAUGCUUUCGAUAUUGUUCCCUAUGCUAAACGAGCGGCUCUCGAUGUUAUUUGCAACACUGCCAUGGGCUAUCCAAUCAAUGCUCAGACGAAUCACAAAAACGAGUACGUCUUGGCUGUUGAAAGAUUAUCGAAACUCAUGCAGAUGAGGUUCACGAACAUUUGGAUAAAAUGGGAUCCUAUUUUUAACAGGACUUCUUGGGGAAAGGAACAGGCACGCUCGAUCAACAUAAUUCACAGUUUUGUCGACAAGGUGAUUUUCGAAAGGAAACUAGAGUGGUCAAUGAAAUUCGAUGGAAAUUGCAAUGAGACACCGAAAAAAUUCCAAGCCUUGCUGGACUUGUUAUUAGAUGCGACACACAAUGGGGAAACAUUAUCUGACGAAGAUUUGCGAGAUGAAGUGAAUACUUUUAUGUUCGCCGGACACGACACUAUCGCUACGAGUGUAUCCUGGUUUCUCUAUGCAUUAGGAAGACAUCCCGAAUAUCAGAAAUUAAUCAUCGACGAAUAUGAAAGUGUAAUUGGUACGCAAGAACUCACAUUGGACCUUCUUCAGAAAUUAGUUUGGUUGGAUGCUUGCUUAAAAGAAAGUUGGAGAAUUUAUCCAGUUACUCCAAUAAUUGCGAGACAAAUCUACAGUCCUCUUAAAUUAUCUGCACAAGAAAUUCCAGCGGGUACGACAGUGUUGAUAAAUUCCUACAUACUUCAUCGUGAUCCAAGAUAUUUUUCUCAGCCCGAUAUUUUUAUGCCCGAACGUUUUCUGCCUGACAAACCAAAACCACCGCCAUUCACCUACAUUCCAUUUAGUGCCGGUUCAAGAAACUGCAUAGGUUGGAAAUUCGCUCAAAUGGAAGUUAAAGUCACAAUUCUAUCUAUACUUCGAGCAUUUGAAGUCUAUUCCAUUCAAAGUGAAGAUCAACUCAAGUUUGUUGCAAAUCUUGUGCUUGAUAACGCUGGUGGAAUUCCUAUUCAAAUCAAACCGAGACAACUGUAAAAAAAAAUUAUGAUCUGCACAAAUGACUGAUAAUUCAUUUUUUUUAUUCGAUAUUAUCUACGAUACUAUAGAACAAAUAUAUAAGUAUUUUUUAAAGUAUACAACAAAAUGCGAGGAGGAGAAGAAAAAACUCUUUCACUGAGAAAGUAAUGUAUUAUUUUUUAACACUCGAUAUAUUAUUAUAUUGAAAAAAGAUAGAGGCAAUGGCGGAUGGUAAAAAAUACCAAAAAAAAUUUGUUUUUCAAGACAGUAAAAGAUAAUUAUGAGAAUAAUACAGAGAGAUCGAGAGAAUCCAACGACAAAUUUCACGAAGUUGAAGUCCACAACGUUUAUCAACGAAAAAAAUUUAUUUAAUGCAUUCAAGUAUUAUUUUUAAUUUAAUUUUUAAUUGUAAAAUAAUUAUUAUCAAAAUAUAAACACCAAUUUUUUUUCUAAAUAUUUUUGUGUCAAUAUUUAUGCGUCAUUUUUAAUUAAUUUACUAAGUGAACAAUUUUUUUUCGUUUAUCAACGUUGUGGACUUCAACUUGGUCAAAUUUCCCUAAAGUUUCCGCUAAUUUGAUUUUAUUCUUUGAAAAUAAUUAAUUUCCUGACUAAAAUGUUUAAUUAUUUUUUCCAUAAUUUUUAUGGUUAAUUUAUUUUUCUACCAGUGUGUAAUAUUUGAAAACAUUGAAACAAAACAUAAAUUCUUCUAUUUAAAUCGGACGAACUUUGGGGAAAUAAUAGAAAAUGUUUGUUUUAAUUUUUUCCAAAAAGAAGACUGUUAAAUAAAAAUUACCAUUUUAGAAAAAAUUGUAUAUUACCUAGUCGAUUAUUUAGUUAAUUAAAUGUACGUGAUAUAGAAAACUUAACAAUUAUAAGCACGCGCAUAUUUUUUUUUUUUAAUGUAAGUGAUUAUUUUCAACAAGUGAAAAUAAAAACAUUGUAUAUACAAAAUGUAUUAUUGUUUAGAGUUUUGCCUUAAUUUCAAGGCUGAUUGUAUAAAUUAUAAAAAAAAGCGUAUAAAUUGCAUAGGAAUAAUAAUGGCCCUGAUAAUAUGCCUAUGUAGAAAUAAUGGCUUGUUACUUACAAGUGAUUUGUUGAAAUAAAUGUUGACUAAAAGAUUUAUAGACA